UGGACCUUGACGUGCGCGGCGUGAAAAUGUCGAUUCCUGGCUGCGCUGCUGGCGGCCGCGCGUACACGUAGGGUGAAGGGCUGCCGGGGGGGAAGAGAGAGAGAGAGAGAGAGAGAGAGAGAGAGAGAGAGCUGCCGUGCUCCAAGGCCGUUUCAAGGCCCUCGGCGAAUGUCAGCGUUGUAGAAAAAAAAAAAAGGAAAAGACGCGGAGGGAGAAACGCGCGUCCGAAGACCUCGGUCUCGAAGGGGUAGUCGGCAUCGCGCGAGCUGGCCACGAGGUUCACGUGCGGCUUUCCCCGCGAUCAACCGGCUCUUCACCGUAUUCCACGCGGAAUUCCAUACGGGAACGAUGAGGUUCCCGCGGAUGCUGCUCGUCGUCGGCUAUUUGCUGCGCUAUCACGUCGCCCGUUCAAUAGCCGCGCCUGCAAGAGCUACAAGUCAGGCUUUAUUGGACGAAAAUGAUAUUACGCUUGGAGAUGACAGCGAUGAUGACGUCACGACAGAAGAGCCGUAUCUCAAAAAGUGCAUCGUAGACGGAAAGUUCUAUUCUCACAGCCAAACGAUACCGUCGUAUGACGCGAAUUCGCAUUGCAUGUGCGUCGUCGGCGAAGUUUACUGUUGGUGGCAAAAUUAUAAUUUGAACGCCGCCGCCUCGUCGCUCGGCUCGUCUUCUCUGCGAUCGACCGCGGUGGAAAGCAAUUACACUUCAUCCCUGGGAAUGAGUACGGACGUUGUGGAUGGCUUCGAGGCUUCCGGAAAUUUUGACCCGUCGGUCGGCCAACAAGGACACAUAGAAAUUAACACCACUCUGUCAACCACAACGCCUUCUGCACCGACCAUUUGCCUCGUUAUGGGAAGGGAGUAUCGACAGGGUGAGAUACUACCACACUCAACCGGGAACUGCGUUGAAUGCAGCUGCGGCUCCGAAGGCCGCAUCGAAUGCUCGCCGAGAGACUGUGUGGCACUGCGACCCGAGAUAUUAGUCGCACCUGAUAAACCCGAGGUACCCGACGGCGAUUUCGAAGUUUUCAACUUAGCGCGGGAUUGGGAUAUUGACGAAAAUUUCUAAAGUAUCUGAUAACGAGUCGUGCAAACUUGCUCGGUUCUGACUGCUGCGAUAUUAUAUUCAUGUUGUCAAAAAGCCAUUUCACGUUUAAUCGUUUAAUUAAACGCGACUUCAAAGAAGAACAGGCACCUGUAAAGGAAAACAGAUCCUUGAGAGUAGAUUGAUUCUAAAAUAAUAUAACGGCGAAAAUUGGAUUAUCGGGGUGAA
Wasmannia auropunctata (little fire ant) is the source of this 1272-nucleotide messenger RNA. RefSeq lists its product as uncharacterized. The coding region runs from base 349 to 1068 and encodes 239 amino acids. The record is from RefSeq and is a predicted model, not a curated record. Lineage: Eukaryota; Metazoa; Arthropoda; Insecta; Hymenoptera; Formicidae. The transcript has 4 exons.